AUGACGCAACCAUCUACUAUCACCUCGCGCUUCCUCACCAACCCCAACCACCUAGGUGUGGUCGCCGUCGGAUUCAAUGGCGGACAGAUGAAGAAAGGCGUUGAAGCCGCCCCAAUGGCUCUGAUCGAAGCCGGACUCCUCACCCAGCUCCGCGAGGACCUCGAAUACGACAUCCACCACGACAACAUCGUCCACUACUACGAGAAAGACAUCCCAGCCGAAGACCCCGAUCACCGAAACAUGAAGAAGCCUCGCGCCGUCAGCGCUGUUACUGAGCGCCUCAGCUCCCAAGUCUACAACUACGCCAAGGACGGCAAGUUCGUCCUGACUUUGGGCGGCGACCACUCCAUUGCCAUUGGCACCGUCUCAGGCACAUCCAAGGCUAUUCGUGAGCGACUGGGCCGGGAGAUGGCUGUUAUCUGGGUCGAUGCCCAUGCCGACAUCAAUGUUCCUGAGAUGAGUCCUAGUGGAAAUAUCCACGGCAUGCCUAUGGCCUUCUUGACCCGGCUGGCACGGGAGGAUAAGCCCGAUAUCUUUGGCUGGUUGAAGGAUGAGCACAUCGUUAGCACCAGCAAGUUGGUGUACAUUGGUCUGCGGGAUGUGGAUCGUGGUGAGAAGAAGCUUCUUCGGGAGCAUGGGAUUAAGGCUUUCAGCAUGCACGAUAUUGAUCGUCAUGGUAUUGGUCGUGUCGUCGAGAUGGCUCUGGCUCAUAUUGGCAAUGAUACCCCCAUUCACCUGUCAUUCGAUGUUGAUGCGCUGGAUCCCCAGUGGGCGCCCAGCACUGGUACCCCUGUUCGUGGUGGUUUGACUCUGCGUGAGGGCGAUUUCAUUUGCGAAGCCGUACACGAGACAGGCAACCUAGUGGCUAUGGACCUGGUGGAGGUGAACCCCAGUCUGGAGUCAGUUGGCGCGGCAGAGACUAUUCGUGCGGGAUGCUCGUUGGUUCGGAGUGCACUUGGUGAUACCCUUCUGUAA
Penicillium longicatenatum is the source of this 975-nucleotide messenger RNA. Its product is annotated as arginase. Gene Ontology annotation, cellular component: nucleus; cytosol; cytoplasm. NCBI's taxonomy places the organism in Eukaryota, Fungi, Ascomycota, Eurotiomycetes, Eurotiales, Aspergillaceae. Gene Ontology annotation, molecular function: arginase activity; manganese ion binding. The coding region runs from base 1 to 975 and encodes 324 amino acids. The transcript is spliced from 3 exons. The record is from RefSeq and is a predicted model, not a curated record.